Molecule: messenger RNA, 567 nt
Organism: Metschnikowia bicuspidata var. bicuspidata NRRL YB-4993
Lineage: Eukaryota; Fungi; Ascomycota; Pichiomycetes; Serinales; Metschnikowiaceae
Gene: RLP24
Product: ATPase-activating ribosome biosynthesis protein
Exons: 1
Biological process (GO): ribosomal large subunit biogenesis
Cellular component (GO): nucleolus
Source: RefSeq, a predicted model, not a curated record
AUGAGAAUUUACUCCUGUCAUUUUUGCUCGUCGCCGGUAUAUCCCAGUAAGGGAAUCAUGUUCGUGAGAAACGACGCCAAAGAGUUCAGAUUCUGCCGGUCGAAGUGCCACAAGGCCUUCAAGCAGAGAAGAAACCCCAGAAAGUUGAGAUGGACCAAGGCUUUCAGAAAGGCCGCCGGCAAGGAGUUGGUUGUCGACUCGACUUUGACUUUUGCCGCCAAGAGAAACGUUCCUGUCAGAUACAACAGAGAGUUGGUCGCCACGACGUUGAAGGCCAUGUCCAGAAUCGAGGAGAUCAGAUUGAAGAGAGAGAGAGCGUUCUACAAGAACAGAAUGAGAGGAAACAAGGAAAGACAGCUUGCUUCCGACAGGAAGUUGGUCGAGAGCAAUCCAGAGUUGUUGAGAAUGAGAGACGUCGAAUUGAGAAAGAAGGCCGAGAAGUUGGCCGCCGCCGAGGCCGAGUCCGACGACGAGGACGAGGACAUGAUGGAUGUCGAGUCAGAGGAGGAGGAGUCCGACGAGGAGCUCAAACAAAAGGUUGUCUUGAAGGCAAAGAGAAAAGCAAGA